AUGGACCCCGCCUCCCAAACCCUCCCGCCAGAGGCCAUCGCCCUCGCGGGCCGCAUGUACGACGGCGCGCGCAGCGGCGACAUGGCCCUCUUCCAACAGGCCCUCCCCGCCGGCCUCCCCGCCAACAUGACCAACGAAAAAGGCGACACACUGCUCAUGCUGGCCGCCUACCACGGACACGCGGAGCUGGUCAAGCUCCUGAUCCAGCACGGCGCGGAUCCCAACCGGCUGAACGACAGGGGCCAGAGUCCCCUCGCCGGCGCGGUGUUCAAGAAGGAGGACGGCGUGAUUGAGGUAUUGUGUCUCUCUCGUUUCCCGGUUAAGGGCGACAUGGGACGUGAGCACGGGAGUGCUGAUUUGUGUGUUCAGGUUCUGCUCGAGGGCGGCGCGGAUCCGGAGUACGGGAAUCCCAACGCGUUGCAGUGCGUGGCCAUGUUCAAGCAGGAGGAGCAGUGGCAGGCCAAGUUCGAGAGCGCGCCGGGGAGGGGGAAGGCCGAGACGAAAGCAUGA
Messenger RNA from Colletotrichum karsti, 510 nucleotides. RefSeq names its product ankyrin-like protein. Gene Ontology annotation, molecular function: protein binding. Gene Ontology annotation, biological process: regulation of gene expression. The transcript has 2 exons. NCBI's taxonomy places the organism in Eukaryota, Fungi, Ascomycota, Sordariomycetes, Glomerellales, Glomerellaceae. The coding region runs from base 1 to 510 and encodes 169 amino acids. Gene Ontology annotation, cellular component: nucleus. The record is from RefSeq and is a predicted model, not a curated record.